Molecule: messenger RNA, 1034 nt
Organism: Perkinsus marinus ATCC 50983
Lineage: Eukaryota; Perkinsozoa; Perkinsida; Perkinsidae
Product: malate dehydrogenase, putative
Exons: 1
Coding region: 1-963 (320 amino acids)
Biological process (GO): carboxylic acid metabolic process; tricarboxylic acid cycle
Cellular component (GO): cytoplasm
Molecular function (GO): L-malate dehydrogenase (NAD+) activity
Source: RefSeq, a predicted model, not a curated record
AUGUCAUCAUUCAAGGUCGCUCUUCUCGGUGCUUGCGGUGGUAUCGGACAGCCUCUCGCUCUUCUCUUGAAGCUCAACCAGAAGAUCUCUGAGUUGGCUCUUUACGAUAUCAAGCAGGCUCGUACUCCUUGCGCCGGUGUUGCUGAGGAUUUGAGUCACAUCAACACCCCCGCUGAGGUUAAGGGUUACGCCGGUGAGGAGGAACUCGAGGCUUGCCUCACUGGAAGCAAGCUCAUCGUCAUCACUGCCGGUGUUCCUCGUAAGCCCGGCAUGACCAGAGAUGAUCUCUUCUCAGUCAAUGCUGGUAUCGCAGCUGGUCUUGCUAAGAACUGCGCCAAGUAUGCUCCUGAUGCUACUCUGUGUAUCGUCACCAACCCCGUGAAUUCCAUCGUCCCUGCCUGCGCUGAGGUCUAUAAGCAAGCCGGUGUGUUCAACCCUAAGAAGCUUCUCGGUGUUUCUCUUUUGGAUACAAUCAGGGCUGAGACCUUCGUCGCCAAGGAGUUGAAGACUGAUGUGAACAAGGUGACUAUCCCCGUUAUUGGCGGUCAUGCUGGUGUGACUAUCAUGCCUUGGUUCUCUCAUGCUACUCCCAAGGUUGACUUCGACGAGGCCACUCUCACUGCUUUGGAUAACCAUGUUCAGGGUGCCGGUACUGAUGUUGUUAACGCUAAGGCUGGUGCUGGAUCUGCCACUCUUGCCAUGGCCUAUGCAGCCGCUGAGUUCGUCGAGGUUGUCAUUCGUGGCAUGCACGGUGAACAAGCUAGCGCUUCCACUUUCUUCAACGAGCCUUACGGUGAUGUUCAAUACUUCUCUUACUUGUGCGACUUCGGACCUGAAGGCGUCUCCAAGACUCAUCCUAUUGAGGGCUUGAGCGAACACGAGGCCGGCAGGCUCCAGGAGGUCAUCACUAAGCUGAAGGUUGAUGUUCAGAGGGGUAUUGACUUUGCCAACAAGCAGGAGUAAGUUAAUCUUCUAUAGCUAACUUAUUGAGGGAUGUACUUCCCUCGAAUAACCGUCUGAAUUUUUCUCUACAG